This is a messenger RNA of Necator americanus (New World hookworm), 1578 nucleotides long. RefSeq lists its product as uncharacterized. The coding region runs from base 1 to 1578 and encodes 525 amino acids. Lineage: Eukaryota; Metazoa; Nematoda; Chromadorea; Rhabditida; Ancylostomatidae. The record is from RefSeq and is a predicted model, not a curated record. Gene Ontology annotation, molecular function: UDP-glycosyltransferase activity. The transcript has 14 exons.
AUGCCAUUGUUUACCGCUCACCUUCUACUAACAACGGUAUGUGUGCCAACAUUUGCGCUAAAUAUUUUAGUGUGGAGUAGCACGAUGGGUCAAAGUCAUAUUAACUUCAUCGGGAGUAUUGCAGAUACACUUCGAGAAGAUGGUCAUAACGUUACAUUGCUGUUUGUCGAGUUCGAUCCCGAUUUCAAAAUAAGUACUGGUACGAGACUCGUUGAUCGCGUUAUCAGGUACAGUUCACCGUACCACAAUUCGGCGGACUGGCGCACAUUAACAUUUAAGCAGCACAUAGUAUUCAACUCUAUUUUCGGUCUCAAUUUCAUCGAUUUGACUAAGAUGCAGAUUUAUGCCUACAGAGUUUGCAAAGGAAUCUUGGAGAAUCCCAGAUUAAUAAAACUGUUGCGCGAUUCAAAUUUCGAUCUAGGAAUCUUUGAGAUGUUCCAUAGCUGUCCUGCAGGAGUGAUGGAAUUAGCUGGCAUACCCAAAACUAUGUUGGUGUCAGCAAUAGGUGUUGGCUAUCAUCACUACCGACUUUUGGGAAUGGAAAGACAGUCUAGUUUUGUGCCAGCUACUCUAACAAUGUGUGGAAGUCGUAUGUCGUUUUUGGAAAGACUGUACAACAUCUUUAUCAACGGAUCUGGUUUCAUUCUUGCCAACAUCUAUGAAUACUUUGAACAGUCUUUGUUUGAGAGCAAGUUCCCUGGAUUCAAGAAUUUGCACAACCUUAUCAAGGAUAAGACGGAUUAUAUGUUAAUGAAUACAAACGAAUUUACGGAAUCUACGCGUCCAACUCUGCGCUCCAUUCAGUACGUGGGUGGAGCGACAACACUAGAUCCAAGCUCUUUGGAUGAUGAAUUCGAAUGGAUAGUUUCGCGCGGUACCAAAGGAGUCAUUCUUUUUUCUUUAGGCUCUCUGGUAAAACCGAGCGAUAUGCCAGCGGAUAUGUAUAAAGCAUUUUUGGAUGCCUUUCGUACUUUCACCGAUUACGUGAUCUUGUGGAAGAACGAUGAUAUAUUUAAUUCUACGUACUCGAACAUAUACUUUCGUGAAUGGCUCCCCCAAGUAGACCUUCUUGCUGAUGGACGCGUCAAGUUGUUCAUAACACAUGGCGGCAUGAAUUCAAUUCAGGAAGCUCUACUCUUUGGAGUUCCGAUGAUCACCGUUCCAUUAUUUGCUGAUCAGGAUUCGAACGCAGCAAUUGCUGCAGAGCGUGGUUUUUCGAUAACGCUCAGCAAGCUGUCAAUUACAAAAGAGAAAAUCAUCGACGCUAUUAACACGAUACUUGGAAAAGAUGGCGAAGAGAGUACUUACUCACAAAACGUUCGACAAGCUGCACGACUGCUGAGAGGUAGUCCUGAAGAGAUGCGGCGAACAAUAAAGAGACUUGCACGAAUUUCCGGUUCAGAACCGCCACUGAAUCAUCUGAAACUGGAUCUUGACCAUCUUAACAACUUUCAGUACUAUAAUAUUGAUGUGUACUUGCUUAUUUUUUCAGUCAUACUUGUCCAUAUCUGGAUUUGUACAAAAAUUUCUUCACGAAUGACAGAGUUUUACAUAACUUGGAAAACAAAAAUUGAUUGA